GUUUUUCUUUUCUUUCAGAUUUGUUAAAAUUGGUAAAUGUUGAAUUGUUAGUUUAUACUAUUACAUUCUAAACUGUUGAAGACUGAAUGUUAUCAAGUGAAUGUUUUGGGGGUUUCAAUGAUGCUUUUGUCUAAGAACACUGCAUUAAAAGAAAGACGUCCUAUGUCUCAAGGUUGGAGUGCUCCUAAGUAUGGACUCUGGGUUGAGUGAAGAGUCUGAAGAGGAUAAAAACAUGGUUUCGGCCAGUUCACCUUCAUUUACAGGAUUACUGUCGACCUUUAGGACAGUUAAGUAUGAGCAUCUUGUUGCGGGUAUAUCAGGAGGAGUAGUUUCAACACUUAUCCUUCAUCCUCUUGAUCUUCUUAAGAUUAGAUUUGCAGUUGAUGAUGGUUCAUCAAAUCGGGCUCCAUAUAAAGGGGUUAAAAGUGCUUUCGCAACCAUCAUUAAAACUGAAGGAAUGAGUGGAUUGUACAGAGGUGUGACCCCAAACACAGUUGGUGCUGGUUCUGCUUGGGGAUUCUACUUUCUUUUUUAUCAGACAAUAAAGACUGAGAAACAAGAAGGGAACAGCAGAACCCAGUUGACUCCAACCGAUCACCUUGUUGCAGCAACAGAAGCUGGGAUCCUUACAUUAGCACUUACAAAUCCUAUAUGGGUCGUUAAAACAAGAUUAUGCCUUCAAUAUGAAAACAAACUGAAUACAAAAGUUGACACGACGAGACAUUACACGGGGAUGGUAGAUGCCUUUAGAAAAAUCAUCAAGUAUGAAGGAGUGAAGGGUCUUUAUAAGGGGUUUACGCCCGGUUUGUUCGGAGUUUCCCAUGGCGCUGUUCAGUUCAUGGCUUAUGAAGAACUAAAGUGUAAAUAUAACCAGUAUAGAAAGCAGCCUAUUGACACUAAGCUGAGUACAACAGAAUAUCUUCUAUUCGCCGCCAUUUCUAAAUUCUUUGCAGCAGUCUCAACUUAUCCUUAUCAGGUUAUACGGGCACGGCUACAGGAUGCUAACUGUACAUACUCUGGAGCAACGGACUGUAUUCGUCAAACAGUCAAGAAGGAGGGUAUAUCUGGAUUAUACAAGGGUAUGACACCCUACUUGGUUCAUGUUAUGCCAAACAUAUGCCUUGUCUUUCUUAUCUAUGAGAAGAUUACCAACGGAUAAACAUUGAGGAAGAACGAGAAGGGAAAAGAAGACGGAGAUUAUUUUCACUUUUACAUGAACAUUUCUACCAAUUGUUUUGGUUUUGGAAAAAAUGUGAUAUUUUUUACAGUAGGCAAACAUAUUUUUAGAAAAUAAAAACACACAAAUUUCAUCAUAUUUUUUUGGGAUCAGUACUUCAGGCGUCAAUAAAAGUUUUUAAAAUGUUA
This is a messenger RNA of Eurytemora carolleeae, 1365 nucleotides long. Its product is annotated as mitochondrial folate transporter/carrier. Gene Ontology annotation, molecular function: folic acid transmembrane transporter activity; FAD transmembrane transporter activity. The transcript is spliced from 14 exons. Lineage: Eukaryota; Metazoa; Arthropoda; Copepoda; Calanoida; Temoridae. The record is from RefSeq and is a predicted model, not a curated record. Gene Ontology annotation, cellular component: mitochondrion. Gene Ontology annotation, biological process: folate import into mitochondrion; nucleotide transport. Bases 191 to 1159 code for a protein of 322 amino acids.